CGGCCACACUGGCUUGAACUCAAGAAAGAAAAGAUUGAGAGUAAUAUCAAGAAAUAGUUGACGUUUAACAACAGCUUGCUACAAUGACUGAGGACUGGCAGAGUCAGAAGUUCCGCCAGAAUGUAAUUUCAAAAAUCCACGACUUGUUGCCAGCGAACGCGCAGGAUCAAUCAAAAAAUGCCGGAGUUAUGGAAAACCAUAUAUUCCGGAAGUCGCGCAGCAAAGACGAAUAUUUAGGAUUGGUGGCCAAGCUCUUCAUGCACUACAAGGACAUGUCUCGAAAAUCCCAGCAACAGCAGCAGCAACAACAACAGCAGCAGCAGCAGGGCGGCCCUCCCCCGAAUGCUGAAAUGGGCGGUGGGCAGAAUAUGAUGCAGGAUCCAUUGAACGCCCUGCAGAACCUGGCCAGUCAAGGAAAUCGGAAUCCCCAGAUGAUGCCUAUGGGCGCCGGCGGAGCUCCAGUGCCCGGCGGACCGGGAACCGCCUCUAAUUUGCUUCAAUCACUAAACCAACAGCGUCCUGGACAGCAGCAAAUGCAGCCCAUGCCCAACAUACGCGGCCAAAUGCCCAUGGGCGCUGGCGGGGGCGGUGCAGCUCAGCAGAUGAUGCAGGUGCAGCAGCAGAUGCAAGGUGGAAACGCUCCAGGAGUGAUGAACGUCAUGGGCGCCGGUGGCGGACAGAACCAGGGUCAGAUCGUCGGCAAUCCGGGACAACAGAUGGGCGUGGGUAUGCCCAACCAGAUGGUGGGACCAGGUCCGAACAGUGGGCCUGCUGUCGGCGGAGCAGGCGGUGCGAAUGCUGCCCCUGGAUCCGCUGGGCCCGGCCCAAAUCAAAUGCAAAGUGGACCCAUGAACACCAUGCAGCAGAUGCCGCCUAUGCAACAGAUCCAGCAGAACCAAAUGGGAAUGGGCAUAAACCCGAUGAUGCGGAUGGGCCAAGGCAACGGCAUGGGCGGACCCCAGGGAAUGCCAGGCCAAGGCAUGCAGGGAAUGCCGCAGAAUAUGCAGCAGGGUCCCCACAAUGUGGUCGGCGGUCCGGCCGGUCAGCAGCAGGUGGGCGGAACGGGCUUGCCGCCCAACGCAGUCCAGCAAGGUGGCAUGAAUCCAAUGGGCGGCAUGGGCGUGAACAUGCCGCCGAAUCUGCAGCAAAAACCCAACAUGCCGAUGGGACAGGGUGGCCAGAUGUUCCCAGGCAACCGAGGUGGCGUGGGAGUCGGAGGUCAGCAGCCCGGACAGCCAUUCAUGAGGUCCAGUCCGUCGCCAGCGGAUGCCCAGCAACUGCAGCAGCAGCAGGCCCAGCUUCAGCAGAUGCAACAAGCGCAGCAGCAGCAACAGCUGGUCGUAGGCAAUCAGACGCCCACGCAGCAGCCUCCGACUCCGCAGAUGCCGACGCCGAUGAUUCCCAGUCCGGCGCUGGUGCCCCAGUCCAGUCCGCAGAUGAUGCAGAUGCAGAACCCGCAGCGCAACAUCCGCCAGCAAUCGCCGAGUGCCUCGAUCAACACGCCGGGUCAGGUGACUGGGAACAGUCCGUUCAACCCGCAGGAGGAGGCUUUGUACCGCGAGAAGUACAAGCAGCUGACCAAAUACAUUGAGCCUCUGAAACGGAUGCUGGCCAAGAUCAGCAACGAUGGGACAAAUGUGGAAAAGAUGACCAAGAUGAGUAAGUUGCUGGAGAUCCUUUGCAAUCCUACACAGCGUGUGCCGCUGGAAACUCUUCUGAAAUGUGAAAAGGCUCUGGAGAAAAUGGAUCUCAUCUCCUAUUCCGGACAGCAGUUUGGUAAAUCUUCAAAUCCACUGCUGGAGGUAAUAAACACCACCCUGCAAAGUCCCGUGGCCAACCACACACUGCAUCGAACGUUCCGUCCAACUUUGGAACUGCUCUUCGGCACGGAUAUAGCAGCUCCAGUGCCCGCAAAGCGGCCUCGAGUGGAGGAAAAGUCUUCGCCCUUCGAACAGGAUGUUCCGCAUGUUCUGCAAGGCGAAAUUGCUCGGCUGGAUAGCAAGUUUAAGGUGAAACUGGACACCACGUCGCAGAUAAACAACAAGGCGAUUCGCUUGAUUUGCUGCCUGGACGACAAACGCUUGCCCAGUGUGCCGCCAGUAAGUGUCAGUGUGCCGGAGGAGUAUCCCUGGCAGGCUCCGGACUGCUCCUUGACAGAGCAGGAGUACUCGGCCACGCCCUUCCUGCAGACGGUGCAACAGUCUCUGAUCGCUCGCAUAUCCAAGCUGCCCAAGAACUACUCGCUGUCCCAUCUGCUGGACACCUGGGAAAUGGCUGUGCGCCAGGCGUGCUCUCCUCAGUCGAAGCCCAGAGCUGUCUGCGAGCUUACCACUUUUUUGGGAGUUUAGCUGAACUCCAACAUAAAAUACUUAUUCCAUCUCAUGAUUGACAAUUUAGUGUCAACCCGUUUUAGAAUCCCAGCUAUUCGCUGGGUUCGAGGAUUAACAUACAAUUAAGAAUAAAAAUCGUACUCCACAAGUGAAA
Drosophila ficusphila is the source of this 2484-nucleotide messenger RNA. It is a transcript of the gene MED15, whose product is annotated as mediator of RNA polymerase II transcription subunit 15. The coding region runs from base 84 to 2348 and encodes 754 amino acids. NCBI's taxonomy places the organism in Eukaryota, Metazoa, Arthropoda, Insecta, Diptera, Drosophilidae. The record is from RefSeq and is a predicted model, not a curated record. The transcript has 5 exons. Gene Ontology annotation, biological process: regulation of DNA-templated transcription. Gene Ontology annotation, molecular function: transcription coregulator activity.